Molecule: messenger RNA, 2766 nt
Organism: Silurus meridionalis
Lineage: Eukaryota; Metazoa; Chordata; Actinopteri; Siluriformes; Siluridae
Gene: pdcb
Product: phosducin b
Exons: 4
Coding region: 279-1031 (250 amino acids)
Biological process (GO): regulation of G protein-coupled receptor signaling pathway
Source: RefSeq, a predicted model, not a curated record
GUAUUAAGACCUGGGCUUUUUAGUGUAUAAUUUUCUACACCAAGAAAUUAUCCAAAGCUACUUGUUUUGCAGAAUUGCUUCAAAUAUUUUCUUAUUCUGCCCAUUACUCGCUUUAAUUUGAUUCAAAGUCUAAUUCCAGCAUUGAAAUCCUCUUAGGAGCCUUAAGCUAUUUCAGUGAAUAGUACAGUGUUUUCCAAUGAGUCUCGUUUUUAAGAGAGCCCUCCCCAUGCAGCCUAAAACCCAUCAAAGCUGAGGCUGACCACACAACAGUCCAGCUCAUGUCAAGCGAAGAGACUCUUCCCACACAGCAAAAAGACAGCAUGUCUGACAGAAGAUUGAUGGAGGAGGAGGAGGUGACUGUGACUCAUACAGGACCGAAAGGGGUAAUUAAUGACUGGCGGAGGUUUAAGCUGGAGAGUAUAGAUCAGGAAACCCUGCCUCCUAACAAAAGGGAGCUGCUGAAACAGAUGUCAUCGCCGAACAAAAUCAAGGAGGAGUCCCUGAGUAACUCAGGUCACAGGAUGAAUAUCCAGGAGUACGAGCUGCUGAAGGAGGACGAUGAGCGGUAUUUACGCAAGUACCGCAAGCAGUGUAUGCAGGAAAUGCACGAGCGCCUCAGCUUCGGGCCCAGGUUUAAUGGUGUGCAUGAGCUGGACAGCGGUCAGGCAUUUCUGGAGGUAAUUGAGAAGGAGCAUCAGCUCACUGUAGUGGUAGUGCACAUCUACAAAGCUGGAGUCAGAAGCUGUGAGGUGCUGGACCAGUGUCUGGGCUGCCUAGCUGUUAACUAUCCCAACAUCAAGUUCUGUCGCAUCAACACAGCUGUCUCUGGUGCAGGUGAACACUUUCCUGACAAUGUUUUACCAGCUGUGCUUGUUUACAAGGGGGGAGAGAUGCUAGGAAACUUCCUAGCUAUCACACAGCACUUCAACGAUGAGUUUGUUGCCACAGACGUGGAGGCCUUCCUCAAUGAAUAUGGACUACUGCCAGAAAAAGAAUGUCGGCCAGGUGGGGAGGAGGCAGAUGUGGAGUAAAUGAGUAUGCAGAGGAAUAGAAAGGAUGAUGUUGGAAGGUUUUUUUUCAUUAUUCUGCAGUGUAAUACUCGGUGACAAGAAAUAGUACAAUCUUUAAAAAAUAAUAAUAAUGAUAAUCACUAAAAAAGGGUGGGUUAAACAGUGCCCACAAUUGUUGCUUAGUUAUAUUAUAAUUAUUCUAACAUUUUUCCUGUAGAGCUUUUUACAGGAGAUAGAGGUAUUAUAUUUUAAACCCUCUGCUCAGAUUCCCCUUUGGAAUCUGUAUGAUCAGGGGUGUGUGUACAUUUUAGUAUAAAUCAGAACAUUUGAGGACUUUUUAGAGUCAUAUUAGCUCAUAUUAAUCAGCAAGGAUGAGGAUUCAGUACUAUCUAUUAAAAAUCCUCUCAGAAAUACCAUCAGGUUAGUUUAUAUCAGAGGUGCCCAAUACGUUGAUUGCAAAGGUAGCGUGGUUAGAUCGCCUAACAAAAAAAUAGAUCUUUAUUUAUGUAUUUUAUAGUAGGUAGAUCAUUUUGACUUGGACAUUUUAUAAGUAGCUUGCAUGCUGAAAAAGUGUGUGCACCCCUCUUUUAUAUUAACCAGCUAGCUAGCACUGGAGAUACUCUGCAAACUUGAUUUUAUAUCAAUGAAUUAAUUAAAAAAUUAAAUAUAUCCUGUCAGGUUAGCUCAUGCUAUACAGUUUAGAGAGUGUAGUAUGAGAGUAUUAUGACAAUAUUGUAGUUUUAAAGCUGUGUCUAAGCUUAGUCAGCUAUAUAUUGCCAUAUAUAUUUCAAUUUGAUCAAUUUGAAACUUUAGUCAAGUUCUAUGAAAGAAGAGGAAUUUGAAAUGAAAACUACAGACCUUCACAGUUGGCAUAUCUGAUGUGAUUUUUAUUUUUUAUUUUUAUUUUAGUGUAUGUAUGAAAAACUAUCAAAAUUGUUUAAUCACUUAGUCUGUUAUAUCCAACAAACAAAGAUACGACCCCAAUUCCUAGUUUGGAUGCUGUGUAGAAUAUAAAGAAAAACAGAAUGCAUUGAUCUGCAAAUCUGCAAAUCUCACACCUAUAUUUAACUCACGACAGAACUCCGGACAGUUUGUUCCGCCAAACUUUCAAACUGGUAUGGUGAAGUAUUUUCCAAUGAGCCGCAUUCAGUCCAGACAGAAUUACAUGGUGUUGAAGGAUGGGAAGGUUGCCAUGUUGGUUCAGGAUUCCUUUUGCCAUUUGACCUACAUUUACCAUUCAAAUUGUAAAGUCAAAUGUGAACUAGCUAGGUAUAUUCUAAGGUGACAGUUUGAUACAAACAAAUACCAUUAAAUUACGAAGUUUGUUGCAGAUAAACAGAAGGAACCUGCAGCUGUCUCACAAAACCCAAAAAAGACUAACAAACUUUUUUUCAGUUCUUUAGUAUUGGUUUUGGAGGCAAUAUUUUAUUUAUCAUUAUUUAUGUUUAUAUCAUUAUAUAUAUUAUUAUGUAUAUUGAGUAACAUAUUUACUUGGCCUAAGUUUUACUGUAGAAAAUGUUCCUGAUAUUAGCCAGCCAUUUGUGAUGUCAUGAACGACUGUUUUCAUUGUUCUUGUGUUAUUAAUAGAAAAACGUUUAAAGUCAUAUGUAUAGUGUUCUUUAAUCUGUACUAAUUGUGAUAUCAGUGAACUUUCUGGAAAAUGGCAAAAACCUGUAGAGUAAAUGUGAUCAAAAAGAAUUAAAUGGUCGUCUGGUCUAUGUAAAAUGAAUAAAUAAAAUAAAGGUUAUAGACCACA